CGGACGAUUGCCUCCUUACAGCGAUCUGACAUACUCUCCGACAAGGAUCUCAACUUCGUGUCGACAAAAUUGUAGCUUGCAAUCUCGACCACCAGUGGUUGAAGAAUAACUUGACCCAUGUUGAUGAUGCUUUUUCGAGCGUUGGAGGCAGUUCCACGCCGAAUACCUUGCCUCACCCUCGACAACCUGAGAUUAUCAGAUUCAGGUCUGGGCUCCAUGAUCACAGCUGGCGUCAAAAUAGGGGCAGAGCAAGUGAUCCUGUGCAUAAACAUAGACGCUUUGGCUGCCAUCGAUGACGAUUGCCAGACCAUCGUUAUCAAGCAAUGCGAUUCUGUUCAUGAUCUUCAGAGUAUCUCGUUACCUUCCUCAUCAAAAUCACUGGAGUUGGACAGGUGCGGUAGCAAAGAACCGCGGCGGGUACCCGAUGCCCGUAUGUGGGACGGUGAUACAGUCACCAUCACGAACAGCCACUCCUCCUGCAUAGAGAUCGUCUUACAUCUCCUCGGCGCACCAUUCAAUGAUCAUGUUUGUUCCCUGUGGCGCCAUGUCACUACUCUCAAGCUCGUAGCCAACGGCCCUUUCGUGCCGUUGACUUUACUGAAGGCGAUGAUCACCAGCCGGCAGGGGGCUGCGGGGCAGAACAAUUUGCCAGGGAAGAACGACGAGGAUAAUGUGGAAUUAGAAGGUGUGCGUCCGCUCAUGGUGUUCCAUGUGCAUGGGGGACAACAUAUGACACACGAGGAGAGAGCGUGGUUCAAGAAACGGGUGAAGGACUUCGUAUGGAGGUGAGGGGUGGUUUGUAUGCAUGGGCCGUUCCAAAGACACGUAUGUAGUAGUAAGAUUAUCAAUAUUUAGGCUGACGACCACUAUAAGCAAUACUGAGUGUUUCAUACUUA
Suillus plorans is the source of this 896-nucleotide messenger RNA. RefSeq lists its product as uncharacterized. The coding region runs from base 118 to 789 and encodes 223 amino acids. Lineage: Eukaryota; Fungi; Basidiomycota; Agaricomycetes; Boletales; Suillaceae. The transcript is spliced from 2 exons. The record is from RefSeq and is a predicted model, not a curated record.